Molecule: messenger RNA, 4292 nt
Organism: Pimephales promelas (fathead minnow)
Lineage: Eukaryota; Metazoa; Chordata; Actinopteri; Cypriniformes; Leuciscidae
Source: RefSeq, a predicted model, not a curated record
GUCAGAUUGAGUUUUUAUGAGUUUAGAGUAUACCUAUAUCGUCGUGUGACACGAGAACCGCAGUUAGAGCUGAAGUUCGGUCGGUUAUAUCUUCGGACGGAGAACAGUGUUGGAAGCUUGGCUGAGUGCACGAGGAAGAUUGCUGCCUGGAGUCGUGAGUUCAUUCAUAACACUGCCGGGUGUCGUCGUUGCUUUAACCGAACAUAUUUUCAAGAGCCUACUGUUUUUUUAGUUUUUUUUCUGAAGUGACGUGAACCGUGCGGAGCGAGAGUUUUCUGCCUGCAAUCCGUUUAAGUGCACUCGUUAGUGAACAAGAUCGCGUGUGCAGACUGCAAGAGUAGUUUUUGGAGUGAAUCGUUUUAGUUUUGUCUAUAAAGGGGCUGAAAAUCGUUCCAGAACAGUGUGUAUUUUUGAGAGACAUUUUUUUUGUGAUCCAGAUCAUUCCGUGUACGCGAGCCGUGUGAGAGCUGAACUGAGUCAUUUUGUCUUAGGAAGAUUUUUUGGGGCCCACACUGAAACUUUUCUCGUGAUUUUUAUUUAUUUUUUUUUGCUCAUUACCCUGCCAUCCUGACGACAUCUCGCUGUUCUGUCUCAACUGUUCAUUGAAUCAUCACAGGUCAUCAUCACAAGCCUUCACGAAUCUCCUAAAAGUCUUCAAAGUCAUUGCUUCGAAGCCGUCGUUGCCACAGACUGGUACAACAUUUCAGUACACACACGUACACAUGAACAUAUGAACAUUUUACUGAAUCAGAAUGGACUGAACUGAAUGUUUGAACAAACUGAUUGUUUCAAUUGUAAGUUUGAACUGUGAUUGCUGAGUUGAUUGAAAGCUGAAUCAUAAGAUUGAUUCAAAAGAGUCGUUUAGUGAUUUCAAGGUUAACUAUGCAUGUGAAAUGGGUCAUUUGAAGUGAAUCAUUUGAUUGAAUGAGUUAUUUGAAUUGAAUCACAAAAGUUAUUCGUACUCAGGGUUGUGAAUAAGUUUUUCUGUGUUUAAUGAGAAUAUCCUUAUCCAGAUAAUAAGGUUGGGUAAACACUUUGAAGGUGUUUAAAGGUGUUGUUCUGAAUAUAUUAGUCAGUUGAAGAUCAUUCAAGAAAACAAGAACACUAGAACUGUUAUUUUAUUUAUUUUAUUUUGAUUGUCAUUUUAUUUGUUUGAGCUGUCUCUUUCAGCAAAUACGUAACCUAUUGAGGGAAGGAAAAUAAAUUAUUAGUUGUUCAAACUAAAAUAUUUGACAGUUAUUUCUGAACUUAUCUUGGGGUAGGGGCGUCUCGCUUGCACUAUUAGGAUUAGGUGGGUGGGGACGUGAAUUCAAUUUACUUCCAUUUCACUUCGUGCACUUCAGGAAGCCACCGCUCUGACAUACUGACCUGAAGCCUACACCACGUAUUCCUGUUGCAUUUUGUAGUAGUGUAAGAUAAAACAUACACUUUAGUGCAUACUGAGACUUAAAAGAACUGGAGCGGGGACUAAGUUCCUUUCGCUUCUAAAUCUCCCAGGGUAACUAUUUAAAUAUUCCCCUACUAGGCGAGACUUAAAGUCCCGUUACAUUUGGCGUCACGAACAGGAUAGAAUUAGACUGUAUUUACCUUUUUUUGUGUGUGUCACUAGUCCCAGGCCUACAAGCUGAAGAAUGGCAGAGUUUGAGGAACUGAAAAAGGAGAUGGCGGAGAUGCAGAGGCGGUUUGCCGAGCAGGCGGGAGCGCUCGACCAAGCCAGAACUGAACAAAGAGAGGCCCUGUCACUAGCGAGAGCUGUCAUCGAGCAUCAAGCCACCGCUCAAGCACCCCCAGCUGCCAUUUAUAUUCCCAGGGACCGGAAACUUCCCGAGUUCAGUGGCCGUUCGACCAAAACCGGGGAAUUAAGUGUGGAGGAAUGGGUUGCAUCAAUGAAAUCUGCCUUCCAAGUGAUGAGAGUACCCGCAGAAGAUCGUGUAGAGUUGGCGAAACAGCAUCUCAAAGAUGAAGCCAAAGCGACUGUGAGGUUCAUGUUGGGUGAUGGUGAAAAAUCUACUGACGAUAUCUUUAAAGUACUGCUAGACACCUAUGGAGACAAAGUGCCAAUUGGGACCAGACUGAAAGAUUUUUACGAACGAAAGCAAAUGCCAGGUGAGACGAUACGCUCAUACGCAUACGACCUACAAGAGAGACUCAGCCGAGUUCAGCGCAGAGAGCCAAACAGAGUUCCAGAGGCCGAAAGUGUGUUAAAGGAACAACUUGUCCUGGGCCUUCGAGAUGAUUUUCUGAGGCGUGAAAUGAAAAGGCGAGUUAAGGAGGAUGAAAGGUUGACUUUUGUUCAGGUGAUGCAAGCCGCAAUCACUUGGGCUGAAGAAGAAGAGACUCAAACACCGGACAUUCCUAAACCCAGCCCCCGUGUCAGAGCAGUAAGUGCUGAUGCAGAACAAGCUUCCUCUACGUUAACACUGGAGAAACUGCAUGAAGCUAUACAAAAGAUCGCCGCCCGUCAAGAUGAACUUUACCAAGCAGUGCAUGGUAAUAGCAGGCUACAAUUUCAACAGAGCCGUCCAAAAAGACAACCCCUGAAGGACAGUGAUGGCAGAUACAUCUGUUAUUCAUGUGGUGAACCGGGGCACACUAGCAGGCGAUGUCCACAAGGUACUGAUGCAGCUACAGUGACUGAUCGGGCCCGACAUUCUACGGGGGUGCCUGGAACUAACACUGGAAACAUUCCAACAAGUACAGCACAAACCAGCCCUGGCCCAUCAAUGAUAAGAAGUCAUACAGCUGAAUGGACUGACGAAGUGACGGAGACGUUGAAAAGUGGCGCAUUUGGAGAUUGCCUGACUGUUGAAGUUAGAAUAGCUGGUGUCAAGACAAGCUGCUUACUGGAUACAGGCUCAGAAGUGUCCACUAUUACAGAGUCACACUUUAGGAAACACUUCGGAGAACAAGAGCUGAGGUUGACAUCUGCUCACUGGGUUAGACUCACCGCAGCGAAUGGACUCGACAUACCUGUGCUAGGAUGUUUGCAAGCUGAUGUGGAGUGCAUGGGGAAGGUUCUCCCUGGGAAGUGUAUCUUUGUGCUGACAGACACGAGCCCACAAGCAGAGGAGAUAAAGGGGCUCUCAGGAAUCAUUGGAAUGAACAUAAUCAGGGAGUUCAAGUCAGUGUUCGUCACAGGAGAGAAGGUGAAGUCAGCCAAUAAAUAUGGACAACCCGCAGAAGCAAAGAUACGAAGGGUGUUAGCCAGUGUCGAGAAAACUGAAACCCUGGGUCCUGAUGGCAAGAUUGGGUUCGUCAAAGUUGGUGGAAAACAGGCUAUCACCAUCCCUCCUCUGAGUGAAAAGGUGUUCGAAGGUCGUUGCAGAGUGCCACCUAAAGUGAAGUGCCAAGUAUUAAUUGAGCCCACCACUAGUGUGAGUCUACCCAAGGGGCUCCUAGUGGCCAAUGUGCUAACAAAAACUGAGGGUGGUAAAGUUUCUGUACGUGUGAUGAAUUCAAGCGAGCGGACAAUCAGACUUAACCCAAGAUGCAGAGUGGCAGUAGUGUCUAAACCACAGGAGGUGUUAACUGAGAAUACGCUGGAGUUUGAGGAGGAGGAAGGGACGCUUCAUGUUAAACGAGUGACGCAUGUUCAAGCAGUUGAAAUCUCUGACAUCCCUCCAGUACCAGUUCAGGUGAAUUAUGAAAAGCUCACCCCUGCACAAAGAGAGGAACUUAACCAGUUGUUGGCAAAGUACAGAGACAUAUUCUCCAAAAAUGACAGUGACUAUGGUUACACACAGUCCGUAACGCAUGACAUUCACACUGGUGCUGCUCUGCCAGUGAAACAGCGACACCGUAGAGUACCGCCACAUGUCUUUCAAGAAUUCAAGAAACACGUGCAGGAUCUAGUGUCACAAGGCAUCCUUAAGGAGAGUGCGAGUCCCUGGGCAUCCCCAGCAGUGAUAGUUGUGAAGAAAGACGGCAGUGUGCGCUUCUGUUGUGAUUAUAGAAGGCUUAAUCAAGUCACAUGCAAAGACGCAUAUCCACUUCCCAGAGUGGAAGAAUCUCUGGACGCACUGGGGAAUGCUCAGCUGUUCUCCACUUUAGAUCUUACAGCCGGCUAUUUCCAGGUAGCUGUAAAUGAGCGUGAUCGUGAAAAGACAGCAGUCACUACCCCGUUUGGACUGUUCGAGUGGACGCGGAUGCCAUUCGGGCUGUGCAACGCACCGGCCACCUUCCAGCGCCUUAUGGGAGUAGUGCUCGGGGACUUGUCUUUUGAUGUACUCUUGAUAUAUCUUGAUGAUAUAAUCGUUUUUCCAAGGACUUCCAGGGUCACUGUGAGAGACUAG